This is a messenger RNA of Cyphellophora attinorum, 1599 nucleotides long. RefSeq lists its product as uncharacterized. The coding region runs from base 1 to 1599 and encodes 532 amino acids. The record is from RefSeq and is a predicted model, not a curated record. Lineage: Eukaryota; Fungi; Ascomycota; Eurotiomycetes; Chaetothyriales; Cyphellophoraceae. Gene Ontology annotation, biological process: lipid catabolic process. The transcript is spliced from 2 exons. Gene Ontology annotation, molecular function: triacylglycerol lipase activity.
AUGCCACGGUCGGUCGCCGUCCUGAGCAUCAUCCUGGCCUUCACCAGCCUCAGCUUUUUCACAUCAGCCCAAUCCCUCCCAACGGAACCUCAAAACGAUACCUGGAAUUCCUCCUACCACCUGACUACUCAACAGAUCACCUCUGCCAAUCUCUCCGCCCACCUCGCCGAUGCAGUUGCCCUGGCCCUCAACUUCGAGCGAACGAACCGCGCCGGCGGCCCCGUCUCCUCUGACCCCUUCUACACCUCCCUCCCAGCACCCAAUUCUUCCAACAGCGCUCCUGGAUCACUGCUGCGAGUUGAGCCCUACACCAACACCAGCCUCUACACCCUCCCUCCAGGCGUCGCGCUUUCCCGCUUCAUCUACAUGACGCGCACCUCCAAUGACACCAUUGUCCCAGCCUCCGCCUACAUUCUCUGGCCAUUCACGCCGCGCACCUUUCCCUACUCAUCCAACUCCAGCACCAGCAAACCGGAAUCCUUGCCCAUUGUUGUCUGGGCCCACGGCUACUCCGGCGAAUCUGCCUCUUGCGCUCCUUCUUCCUCCCGCGUACUGCACCAAGACUUCCAGGCGCCCUUCACACUCGCCCUACAGGGGUACGUCGUCGUGGCGCCCGAUUUCUCCGGCCUUGGCGGUCUAACCGCCGGCGCAGGACACGGCGACGAUCUGCUAUUUGCGGUCCCAGCAGCGAGGGCAGCCUUCCCCGGUGAGCUACGCAACAGCUCCUUCGUCUUGAUGGGCCACAGCACAGGUUCGAAGGCGUCAUGGGGCGCCGCGAGUAAUCUUGCUUUGCUCUCAGCGCAAUCGCAGAACGACUCUCAGUCGGCUCAAGAGUUGCAAAUGGUAUCCAAGGGCUAUCUAGGUACGAUCGCUGUCUCACCCUGGCAGCCACCGUAUCUACAAUUGCCGCUGAGCGAAGAAGCCAAAAUACCCAAUGCGCUGUCCAUCUACACCUCGGUGAACAUAGCGGGUGAUUUGAGAGCCGCCAACGGGGAUAACUUCAACAUCAGCACCUUCCUCAACGACCAAGCCCUAGCCUAUUACAAUCUCAUAUACGAGCUAGGUGGCUGCAUUGCCACGCAUCAGACACUACUCUUCCUCGGAGAGCCGAUACAGGAUGUCUUUCAAGAUGGCUGGUAUGCUGUGCCAGAGUACCUACGGUACGCGGCAUCGAUCAAGAAUGCGGGAUUGCCGGUCAUGGGGCCACUGUUGGUGUUGCAGGCUACGGGGGAUCCCUUAUCUAACGCGACGAUCGCGCAACAGCAGGUCAACGAGACGUGCGGUGCAUUUCUAGACGUAGACAUCGAGUAUGUCGAGUACAAUAUCACUGGCCACUCGGACGUGCUGUUCGCGGCGCAAACUAGGUGGUUGAAAUGGAUCGAGGAUAGAUUCGCAGGGGCGGCAGCGGACACAGCUGGUAGUGCCAGUGGCGUUGUGAAGGGACCUGGCCAAGGAACAGGCAAUGGCGGAAGUGCUGGCGUCGGUGGCUGCUCUUGGGAAUGGGUGCAGCCGGGCACGUCUCGUCCCGUGGAGGCUUACGUGCAAGGUGGUCCAAGAUUUAUUCUCGAGUAUGCACAGGAGGGUUACCAGCUGGCUUGA